AUGGAAGGUAGGAUCCAAGCUCUUCUCUCCACAAUUCUAGUUAUGACUUUGUGUGCCACUACUUUUGUGAAACCGGGACUAGCUCAACUUCCUACCAUUCCUGGCUCCCCAAUCGAUCUCACAAAAUGUUUUUCAACGCUCUUCAACGUUGAAGGUUGUGUGAUGGAAAUCUACAAGUUUGUUCUGACGGGUAAGUUUGAGAAUAUCAGAGCUAUGUGCUGCAAAGCGUUUAUGGAAGUGGAUGCAAAGUGUUGGCCACAAAUGUUUCCACUGAAUCCAUUAUUCCCUCCUAUUCUUAAGGAUGGCUGCUCUCGCAUCAACUAA
Messenger RNA from Eutrema salsugineum, 324 nucleotides. RefSeq lists its product as uncharacterized. Gene Ontology annotation, cellular component: extracellular region; vesicle. Lineage: Eukaryota; Viridiplantae; Streptophyta; Magnoliopsida; Brassicales; Brassicaceae. The coding region runs from base 1 to 324 and encodes 107 amino acids. Gene Ontology annotation, biological process: double fertilization forming a zygote and endosperm; regulation of double fertilization forming a zygote and endosperm; regulation of protein localization to cell surface. The record is from RefSeq and is a predicted model, not a curated record. The transcript has a single exon.